Molecule: messenger RNA, 2090 nt
Organism: Drosophila obscura
Lineage: Eukaryota; Metazoa; Arthropoda; Insecta; Diptera; Drosophilidae
Gene: C1GalTA
Product: glycoprotein-N-acetylgalactosamine 3-beta-galactosyltransferase 1
Exons: 4
Coding region: 392-1564 (390 amino acids)
Cellular component (GO): membrane
Molecular function (GO): N-acetylgalactosaminide beta-1,3-galactosyltransferase activity
Source: RefSeq, a predicted model, not a curated record
UUCUCUUUGGUCGGUUCCAACGCUCUGCUCGCGCUCAACUUUUCGGUCGGUAAAUAAUAUUAAUUAAAUAUUUUAAGUGCCUCGAUUAGUACAAAAUACGAAUACAAAUCGCAUGAAUGACAGGCCAGGCAAUUCGAUUUCAAACAAAACAACGUGAGUGCAAUCAAAAGCAGAAGAAUAAACGAGUCAAAAAAGGACUGGAGGCGUCGUCCUGCGCGAGGAAACAUGUGAGAGGAGAGAGGAUGUGCAAAAAAUCAAUUUAAGAUGUAAGAUAAAACCAAAGUGGAUAUAACUCAACCAAAGAAGAUAGUCCCCCCAAGAGUGGAUUAGCAAGAGAUCCCAUCCAAUUCGAAAGCCUCCCGCCCCGAACAGAAUCCCAAACUAAAGCCAAAUGACUGCCAAUAGUCUGCUAGGACGAUCCAUAUUAAAUGAAGGACGUUCAAAUAAACGAUCUUUUGUCUCGCUGAUUGUGGGCCUCAUUGUGGGCUUCUGCCUGGCCGAGCUCUUUGUGUACUCCACGCCGGAACGUGGCGAAUUUAUGCCCUACGAUGGCCACCGGCAUGGCGAUGUCAAUGAUGCCCAUCACAGCCAUGAUAUGAUGGAGCUGACGGGUCCGGAGCAGGAUGUGGGAACCCAUGAGCAUGCUCAUGAGAACGCCACCAUUGCGGAGAAGCUGUACAGCGAGGUGCGGGUGCUGUGCUGGAUCAUGACCAAUCCGACUAACCACCAGAAGAAGGCGCGUCACGUGAAGCGCACGUGGGGGAAACGCUGCAACAAGCUGAUCUUCAUGAGCUCCGCCAAGGAUGAGGAGCUGGAUGCUGUGGCUCUGCCCAUUGGCGAGGGACGGAACAAUCUGUGGGGAAAGACCAAGGAGGCAUACAAGUACAUCUAUGAGCACCACAUCAAUGACGCCGAUUGGUUCCUAAAGGCCGACGACGACACCUACACGAUAGUGGAGAAUAUGCGCUAUAUGCUGUAUCCGUACAACCCCGAGACCCCUGUCUAUUUUGGCUGCAAAUUCAAGCCGUACGUUAAGCAGGGGUACAUGUCCGGUGGCGCUGGCUAUGUCCUCAGUCGCGAGGCUGUGCGUCGCUUCGUUGAGGAGGCCCUGCCCGAUCCGAAAUUGUGCAAGCAGGAUAAUACCGGUGCUGAGGAUGUUGAGAUGGGCAAGUGCCUGGAGAAUGUCAAGGUGCUGGCAGGAGACUCGCGCGAUACCAACGGACGGGGGCGAUUCUUUCCUUUCGUGCCAGAGCACCAUUUGAUACCAGCGCACACGGAGAAGAAGUUCUGGUACUGGCAGUAUAUCUUCUACAAGACCGAUGAGGGCUUGGAUUGCUGUUCGGACAAUGCCAUAUCCUUUCACUAUGUCUCGCCAAAUCAAAUGUAUGUCCUGGACUAUCUGAUUUACCAUUUGCGACCCUAUGGCAUCAUCAAUGCCCCCGAUGCCCUGCCCACAAAGUUGGGCAUAGGCGAGCUAAUGCCAGCCCCGAAAGAGCCGGUGACUGAGGCGUCCAGCGAAAAGGUGUCCAAACGUUCCGCAGAAACUGAGACCAAGACGCAGUAAAUAAGUGGAGAGCAUGGCCCGCCCCCUGGAUGUAUAUAGAUAUCUAUUGUAUAUAAAUCUAAGCUAUGCUAGCAUUGCCAUUACCAUAUCCAUUUCCAUUUAGACUACAAGUAGAUUCCGUGUCGUGUCCGUCGUAUUUGCCACUCGCCUUAGUUCAAUUUUCCCCUUGCGUUUCCAAUUGUACAAAUUACCAAAAUUAACUAUAAAUUAGCUUUAAUUUAGAUCCUGUUUCUAUAGUUUCUAACUUAGUAUAGGUUGUACAAUUAGAUAUAUGUUUAGGAAAUUUUUCACCUUCAUUCAGUUAGAGUUCUGUAUAUUUUGAUAAGAUAUGGCGCAGUUGGCCUAAGUAAUAUUGCGAUAUUAUGAUAUCUCUUUUUGUUGCUUUCAUGCCCGAAAAAACGACUAUUUAGCUAUAUAUUAUGAAAUAUCUUUAUUGUGAUUGAGAGGCAUUACGUAUUACCAUUUAAAAUCUACUAUUUAAUGAACUAAUUAAAUAAUUUAAUUAAACGAUACUGUAUUAACAGAA